This is a messenger RNA of Brassica oleracea var. oleracea, 1056 nucleotides long. Its product is annotated as probable serine/threonine-protein kinase At1g09600. The transcript is spliced from 6 exons. The record is from RefSeq and is a predicted model, not a curated record. Bases 1 to 531 code for a protein of 176 amino acids. Lineage: Eukaryota; Viridiplantae; Streptophyta; Magnoliopsida; Brassicales; Brassicaceae.
AUGGCCGAGUCAACACAAAAUGAGAAACUCAUAGUCUCAUAUCUAUGUAUCUUCUUUUCUAUUUAUUCUUCUCGUUUUACCCUAAUUUGUUUUUUCACUUUAUUCCUCUUCUCCUCCCUACCUUCAACAUGUAUCAAUGGCGAUUUAGGACUUAAUCAACCAAAAAAGGUAAUUGACGUGAAGCUUCGAAAAGAGGAAGCAAGAGGAAAGAAAGGCAGUAAACAGAAUGAGUCAAAACAAAUAUCUAGAAAAUCCAAAGUUGUGUCUGCUUCAGAUGCCAGUGCCGAGUUACCAGCAUCAAUACAAAAACGUCAAGGGGAGAAUAACCAGACAAACAUGAGUGAAAAGUUCAAUCCUAAUGAAGAUGCAGCAAUGAAGAGUGUUAUGAUGAGGGGUUUGAAUCGGUCUCCUCCUCUAAGUAAAGAACUGAUGAUGCAACAGUCUUUUGUUCAACGUGGAUCCGCCCAGUUGACAAAGUUCUCAGACUCGGUAGCUGCUAGAGAUGCAUCAGAUUUUUCUAUAGCGAAUUAACGGUGGUUUAAUAACAAAAAGAUGGUGAUGGGUCACCACAUUUUCUGGUUAAACCCAAAGAUUUUACAAAAGAGAAAGAAUCCACCGGGUGACAGUGAAAAAACAGAGAGAAUAAACAUCUCAUGGUCAUUAACUACUGCAGGAGGAAACUUAGAUGUAAUGCUAAAAGAACAUGAAAGACACAUUCUAUUAGUUGUUUGAGUGGAUAAAAAGACUAAUAGGGACAGGCUCAAGCGUCUCUUGCUGCAAAUGACAUCAGACAAGAAUCUUUUAGGAAUAAUCAGAAGAAAAAAAACGUUUGAGGUUUCACAACUUAGGUUGAUCUUUUGGUGAGGUCUUGUGUAAAGUUGAAAGCUAAAAUUGUGAAAAGAAGAAAUCAACAGAGGCAAAGAAGAAAAAAGAACUUCAACCACCAUUAAACCCGAGAAACUUUAAUGUUAACCUUUUUGUAUUCUCAUCUGAUUUGCAAUUGUUGCUUAGAGAUUUAAUUUUGAAAAGAUAUUGAAAUUCAAGAACAUGAUUACU